UUUGGAACCCGGGGCUGGAUCUCUUCCUCGGGGUUGCCUCGUGCAGUGAUCCAGAACGGCGCUCAACCCAGGAAGAGGCAGCGUGGGUAGAACCAUGCGUCCUGCAUUCGCCUGGGAUGGACGGUAGAGAGAUGGAUUUUUAUGAGGACUACGAGUCUCCAUUUGAUUUUAAUACAGGAGUAAACAAAAACUAUCUCUACUUGUCUCCCAGUGGAAAUACGUCCCCACCAGGAUCACCUACUCUUCAGAAGUUUGGUCUGCUGAGAACGGACCCAGUACCUGAGGAGGGAGAAGAUGUUGCCGCCACGAUGGGUGCUACCGAGACUCUGACAGAGGAGGAGCGAGAGGAGCUGAGACGAGAACUUGCAAAGGUGGAAGAAGAAAUCCAGACUCUGUCUCAAGUGUUAGCAGCAAAAGAGAAGCACCUAGCGGAGAUCAAGCGGAAACUUGGGAUCAAUUCACUACAGGAACUAAAACAGAACAUUGCCAAAGGGUGGCAAGAUGUGACAGCUACAUCUGCGUACAAGAAGACCUCUGAAACCUUAUCUCAGGCUGGACAGAAGGCUUCAGCUGCUUUUUCGUCUGUUGGCUCUGUCAUCACCAAAAAGCUGGAAGAUGUGAAAAACUCUCCAACUUUCAAAUCAUUUGAAGAAAAGGUCGAAAACUUAAAGUCUAAAGUCGGGGGAAACAAGCCUGCUGGUGGUGAUUUCGGAGAAGUCUUGAAUUCGACUGCAAGCGCUAGUGCCACCACCACGGAGCCUCUUCCAGAGCAGACACAGGAGAGCCUGUGAGCCUCCCACCUUUGUUCUGCUACUCACUGCCAGAUGCUGCAAGCGAGAUCCAAGCACAUCUUGUCAACAUUCAUUGCCAUGAACUUCCACCAGAUGUGCUUUUGUUGAGCUUUACAUAUUCCUUUGACCAAAUAGCUUGUGGGUUGAACAAUGUAAAAGCAUCUUCACUCCUAUUCCUGGGAAAUACCCUUUAAUGUGCAUUUCAGGCCCUUUAUUUAGGAAAUAUCACGAUGAAAACACAUCUAGUACCUGGGGAUCCUCACUAGAAUGAUCUGAGAAGCUGUGGGUUAUCAUAAUUACUUACACAAUUGCUCUGGGUGUGGGCUACCAGUUUGAUCUUUGUCUUCUAUACAGGUUUCUGUUUUUCCUCUUUGAAUCUAUAUAUUUGAUUCCUAGAUUAGACUGUUCUUUAAAAUGAUCUGCAUCCUGGUUAUUAAAAAAGUUUUGGCGAAAUGUUCUUUACCUCCGAGGGAAGAACUAUCAGCUACACAGAAUAUUUUUGAAUAUCGUUUGGGGAUAAAGUAUCUUAUAUCUUGGGUGCCUGAAGACACCAGACUAAAGAAAUCCGCUCUGUAUUCAGUUUCUUAUAGUUUUGUAAGUGACAUUAUGUAUAGUAAUUCCAAAUCCUAGGUGACCUGAGAGUGGAGCCCUUUGUUUAUCACCAUCUGUGACAGUAACCAUUUGAGUGCCAUGGUUAUUAUGCCACUUACAGCUACUUACUUUUCACCAGAUUAAAAUUUUAGUUUUGGAGGAAAUUAUAAGGUAACAUUCUAAAUCAAGCAUAUUGUAUUAACAAUAGGUUGAAAUUUGAACACUGUCCUCAAACAUUUAGUUCCAAAGCCUGAAAGUUUUUUUUAGAUCUAGGCAGCUGAAAAGUGCUAAAAUCAAUCACAUUAGGGGAAACGCUGUCUUCAUUUAAUUCACUUAGCAGCAUUUAAAAUAAGCACACCAAGUUAUAUGACUAAUAUAACUUGAAAAAAUUUUAUACUAAGGGGUUGGUGAUAACUCCUGAGGAUUUCAUGCAUUAAUAAAAAUUAACUCAUCAUUUUCUACUUACUUGUUUUCAGUUUGUUAGAAAUUACAAAAUGAUACUGUAGGCAUAGCCCCCUGUUUUGAAAAGUGUCAGGGCUGAAUGAACCAAAGCCUCUGGAAGUAUCUGCAUGGAGGCCAAGGUACUCUCAUUAACUCUAGCAGUUACUUACUCAUCACCACUAUCUUUUCCUUAUGCUGUAUAUGGUUAUGGCCUACAAUGUUGUAUUUGUUAUUUAUCAAGUUGUGAUUGUUUUAUUAUUGUUUAUGCCAAAUGUUAAUUGCCAAGUUUGGAGUGACCUAAAACAUUUUUUAAAAGCAUGACUAGAUUUACUUGGGGAUAAAUUAUCUUAUGAAAACCAAAUCUGAAAAGCUACAAGUGUUGAUUGUUAUGAAGUACCAUGCUGCCCUUCUUGAUUGCUGGAGCUUUUGUGAGCACUUCAGAUGCAAUUGAAACUAUGCUCUAUUACAUGUGAAAAGCUUAAUAAAUUCUGUGUAUCAGUA
Molecule: messenger RNA, 2324 nt
Organism: Dama dama (fallow deer)
Lineage: Eukaryota; Metazoa; Chordata; Mammalia; Artiodactyla; Cervidae
Gene: TPD52
Product: tumor protein D52
Exons: 6
Coding region: 117-791 (224 amino acids)
Biological process (GO): B cell differentiation
Cellular component (GO): cytoplasm
Source: RefSeq, a predicted model, not a curated record